Molecule: messenger RNA, 1293 nt
Organism: Myotis davidii
Lineage: Eukaryota; Metazoa; Chordata; Mammalia; Chiroptera; Vespertilionidae
Product: olfactory receptor 8B4-like
Exons: 2
Coding region: 1-930 (309 amino acids)
Biological process (GO): sensory perception of smell; G protein-coupled receptor signaling pathway
Cellular component (GO): membrane
Molecular function (GO): olfactory receptor activity; G protein-coupled receptor activity; odorant binding
Source: RefSeq, a predicted model, not a curated record
AUGGUGGCUGAGAAUUCCUCUGUGACAGAGUUCAUCCUCGCAGGCCUAACCCACCACCCGGGGCUCCAGCUGCCCCUCUUCUUCUUGUUCCUGGGCUCCUACAUGGUCACGGCGGUGGGGAACCUGGGCUUGCUCACACUGAUCGGGCUGAGCUCUCACCUGCACACCCCGAUGUACUUCUUCCUCUAUAAUCUGUCCUUCAUAGAUUUCUGCUAUUCCACCGUCAUCACUCCCAAAAUGCUGAUGAGCUUCGUCUCAGAGAAGAACGUCAUCUCCUACGCAGGAUGCAUGACUCAGCUCUUCUUCUUCUGUUUCUUUGUCGUCUCUGAGUCCUUCAUCCUGUCAGCCAUGGCAUACGACCGCUACGUCGCCAUCUGUAACCCACUGGUGUACACAGCCACCGUGUCUCCCCGCGUCUGUGCUCUGCUGAUGUUGGGCUCCUAUGCGGUAGGGUUUGCUGGGGCCAUGGCCCACACCGGAAACAUGCUGAGACUGACCUUCUGUGGUUCCAACAUCAUCGACCAUUACCUGUGUGAAGUUCUCCCGCUCUUGCAGCUCUCCUGCACCAGCACCCACGUCAACGAGCUGGUGUUUUCUAUUGUCGUUGGGAUGGUCAUCGCAACAUCCAGUAUCAGCAUCUUCAUCUCUUACGCUUUGAUUCUCUCCAGUAUCCUCCGCAUUCCUUCUGCUGAGGGAAGGUCCAAAGCCUUUGGCACAUGUGGCUCCCACAUCACCGCCGUGGCUCUGUUUUUUGGGUCAGGGGCCUUCACCUAUUUAACAACCUCUUUUCCGGGAUCUGUGGGCCGGAGUAAAUACGCUUCAGUCUUCUACACCAACGUCGUGCCCAUGCUUAACCCUUUGAUCUACAGUUUGAGGAAUAAGGAUGUUAAACUUGCCCUGGGCAAAACCCUGAAAAGAGUGCUUUUCUGAUGGUUCUGUUUGCAUCAAUGAAUUACUGAGAAGCAGCAUGGUAUCUUUUUAUCGACAGGUGGGGAGAUUUUCAUCUUGUUUCUCUAGUAGGGUCUUCUCCCCACUUUAAAAAUUGGAAACAUCUUACUUAUAGUCUUCUUGGGGAUUAUACUGUGUUGUACUACUUAAACUGGUCCAUUGUAUGAACUUAGCAGUGAUUAAGUGGUUAUAAUUGACUUGACUCUAUCGUAGGCCCAAGGGAUUAAUAAGAUGAGGCCCCACACGUUCCCUCCUUUUCUCGGUAGGCUAACUGGGUUCUUGCCAGUGACAUGUCUGGCUGGGAGAUGGAGCAAAUGGUGGUAUGAGGAUCCAAGUGAAUUUGGA